AUGCCAUCAGUAAACAUUUCGUUAUCACUUGCACUAAACGUGACUGAUAAAGAGCCAGAUUUCCAAUCACUUGAAAUGUUAGGUAUUCUUUAUUGGAUUCUGAACUUAACGGUUGUGGAAUCUGUAUUCUAUCUUGUUGUGGCAUUCUUGUUAUUUUUAAUUGGCAGGCACUUUAUUGAGAAGCUCCAAAUUAAUAAUUUAUCGAAAAGGGCCGUUUUUAUCACUGGAUGUGACUCUGGAUUCGGUCGUGGAUUAGCAUUAAAAUGUUUGGAGCAAGGAAUGCCUGUAUUUGCAGGAUGUCUCACUGAGCAGGGAAUCGAAAGUCUUAGUGCGGAGGCUCGAAAAUCCAUCGGAAACGGGCGGUCUCUCGACGCGUUUUUGAUGGACGUGACAAGUGACGAGUCUGUCGGUGAAGUGGCCAAACGACUUGAAAAGAAAUGUGAACAAUAUGGAGGACUACACGCCGUUGUUAACAAUGCUGGAAUAACUGGAAAGCACAUUGCUGAUGAUUUCUUAGAUAUAAAUGAGUAUCUGAAAGUUGCUAAUAUCAAUUUGUGGGGACCAAUACGUACAACAAUGGCAGUUAAGAAACUUCUCAAAAAAGCGAGAGGUCGUGUGGUUACUGUAGCCAGUAUUUGUGCUCGUGUGGGUCUUCCAGGCCUCGGUCCGUAUUCGGUGUCCAAGUACGGAGUAUCUGCAUAUUGUGACGUCAUUCGACAGGAGCUUCGACCAUUUGGAAUAUCUGUUCAUGUUUUGGAACCAGGAUUCUUCAAUACACCAUUAAUUAAUAGAGAAAAGAUUGAUGCAGAAAUUCUUGAAGCCUGGAAACAUGCUCCAAAUGAAGUUAAGCAAGAAUACGGGGAAAAGUUCUUCAAUGAUGCACGUGAAUCCACUCAUCUCUUCUUGAAUUCCGUCGCUUCUUCCCAAAUAUCCUUGGUAGUUGAUGCCUACUUCCACGCGAUCACAUCAAAACAUCCAAGAUCUCGGUACCAAAUUGGAUGGGAUAGCAUUUUAUUAUUCAUCCCAUUCUCCUAUCUUCCAACCGGACUGCAAGAUUACAUUUUUGCCGCCGCAGGUCUUUUCCUACCGAAACCGGCUUGCCGUUGAUCGUGUUGCAGUUGGCAGGAAGCAAUUUCCAUAAAUUUUUAGUUGUGCAUGUUUUUUUUCGCUAUAAACCAGGAGAAUAAAAUUUGAAACCAAUAAA
Messenger RNA from Caenorhabditis elegans, 1204 nucleotides. RefSeq names its product 17-beta-hydroxysteroid dehydrogenase type 6 (gene dhs-2). Bases 1 to 1107 code for a protein of 368 amino acids. The record is from RefSeq and is marked reviewed. The transcript is spliced from 9 exons. Lineage: Eukaryota; Metazoa; Nematoda; Chromadorea; Rhabditida; Rhabditidae.